AUGUUUUCAUGUCGUCUUCCCGCAUGAAUUUAUAUAUUACACACACAUAUGCACAUGCUAUAGAUCUUCAUAUUCGUUAACAACAUUGAGAAAAAACAAACACAUGGACAUUAAAGAAGAUGACGAGUCUCCAGUUGUGAGACCUACGGAACUUCAACUUCAUGAUUCAGUUUAUGCGAGAACAGGAACGUUGUGGACGGCGGUGGCACAUAUAAUAACAGGAGUGAUCGGAGCAGGAGUUUUGUCGUUGGCUUGGGCCACCGCCGAGCUCGGCUGGAUAGGUGGUCCGGCAGCCAUUAUAGCCUUCGCCGGAGUCACACUUCUCUCUGCUUUUCUUCUUUCCGAUUGCUACCUUUUUCCUGAUGCGGACAAUGGUCCCAUCCGCCUCAACUCUUAUUCUCAAGCCGUUAAAGUUUAUUUAGGGAAGAAAAAUCAGAUCGUAUGUGGGGUCUUUGUAUACAUUGGCCUUAUUGGUGUUGGCAUUGCUUAUACCAUUGUGACUGCUACUUGCAUUAGAGCAAUUCUGAGAUCGAAUUGCUAUCAUAGAAAGGGACACAAUGCAACAUGUUCUUAUGGAGACAAGAACAACUACUUCAUGCUUUUGUUUGGUGUGAUUCAGAUCUUUUUGUCACAAACACCUAAUUUCCACAACAUGCUAUGGCUCUCUGUUGUCGCUGCAAUUAUGUCUUUUGUUUACGCGUCCAUUGGGCUCGGCCUGGCCUUUGGCCAAAUCUUAGAUGAAGAAAACCGGCAAAUCGAAGGAAGUGUAAGGGGAAGUCCAGCAGAAAACAGAGGUGCAAAAGUGUGGUUAGUGUUCCAAGCUCUUGGGAACAUUGCCUUUUCUUAUCCUUACUCGAUCAUACUUCUUGAAAUUCAGGACACAUUGAGAUCGCCACCGGCGGAGAAGCAAACUAUGAAGAAAGCCUCAACAGCUGCGGUAUUCAUCACAACAUUCUUCUACCUUUGUUGUGGAUGUUUUGGGUAUGCAGCCUUUGGAGAUUCCACACCGGGAAAUCUCUUGACCGGUUUCGGGUUCUAUGAUCCAUUUUGGCUCGUGGAUCUCGCAAACGCUUGCAUUGUUCUUCAUUUACUUGGUGCAUAUCAGGUAUAUAGUCAACCGAUUUUUGCAGCCAUGGAAAAUUGGCUAACCGAGAAAUACCCACAAAAUAAGUUCAUCACCAAAUUCUACGGCCUGAAACUGCCGUUGUUACGGGGAGGAACGGUGGUGAGACUGAAUCCAAUGAGGAUGUGUCUGAGAACAACGUAUGUGGUGAUAAUAACGGGAGUGGCAAUGGUGUUUCCAUACUUCAAUGAAGUGCUUGGUGUGUUGGGUGCACUUGGUUUUUGGCCUUUAGCUGUGUAUUUCCCUGUGGAGAUGUGUAUAUUGCAGAAGAAGAUUAUAGUUUGGACGCGACCAUGGCUUCUUCUUAGAGGUUUCAGCUUUGUUUGCUUACUCGUCUCUCUCUUGGCUCUUGUUGGGUCUGUUUAUGGACUUGUUGGAGCAAAACUCCGAUGACCAAACAAAAAUAUACUAGAUUUGUCUUUUUCUUAUGACCGAGGCUUAUUAAGAAUGUUGUCAUGAAGAAGUGUAUCGCGUACAAGAGAAUUGUUGCCGAGGCAAUAACAGAACUCUAUGAAGUAAAAUGGGGCUUUUAAACUUAUAAUAUAUGAA
Molecule: messenger RNA, 1672 nt
Organism: Eutrema salsugineum
Lineage: Eukaryota; Viridiplantae; Streptophyta; Magnoliopsida; Brassicales; Brassicaceae
Product: probable amino acid permease 7
Exons: 7
Coding region: 104-1516 (470 amino acids)
Cellular component (GO): plasma membrane
Source: RefSeq, a predicted model, not a curated record